Molecule: messenger RNA, 756 nt
Organism: Amyelois transitella
Lineage: Eukaryota; Metazoa; Arthropoda; Insecta; Lepidoptera; Pyralidae
Exons: 2
Coding region: 1-756 (251 amino acids)
Source: RefSeq, a predicted model, not a curated record
AUGUAUAAAUUAUUGGUUUUUGUGUUAACGGCUUCGGCGUUUGCGCUGCCAAGUCCUGAAAUUCGCGAUUCGAAUAAAAAUGAACACACUCUGGAAGUCGCCGCGCGGUCGAUGGGAAAGGAUUGCAGUAAUGGGAUAUUUAGUCCUACCUGUUUGAAAAUCGAAGCUAUAGCAAUUCUGGACAAACUCAGUGCUAAAGACGAAUUAAGGCUUCUUCCAGGAGUAAGCUUAGUGAAGGAAAGUUUAGAGAAUAAGAGUAAGACUGAGGAAUUCGCUUCUGAACUAGUGAGGUCUUUGAAUAAGCCAGAAGAUAGAUUGGAUAAGUACUUGUUGUACAAACUAGGCAAUUAUUUGGAGAGUCAUACAGUGAAAUUGAGACUUUUGGAUGAAAACUCCACUGAAGAAGCUAGGGCUUUGGUCAGUGAAGCUAGAGGAAAAGGAGGUCUUGGGGGCAAAAAGGGGGGUAUCGGAGGACUUUUGGCAAUGGGAAUGUUAUUCAAAGGCACACUCAUGUCCCUAGGUCUUGGCGCAUUGGCUCUUCUAGCAGGAAAAGCUCUCAUGACUGCCUUGAUGUCCCUACUCCUCUCCGCGAUCAUCGGCAUCAAAUCAUUAUCCAGCGGCCAGAAGUCGACGACCUACGAAAUCGUAUCCAAACCCAUCUACAGCCACAGCCAUUCACACUCAACCGCUCAUGAAGACGUGGGGGGCUACGGCCACUCUGGGUACGGACGGAACUUAAAUGCUAGAAGGCGGUAA